Messenger RNA from Danio aesculapii, 1546 nucleotides. RefSeq names its product dihydrolipoamide branched chain transacylase E2 (gene dbt). NCBI's taxonomy places the organism in Eukaryota, Metazoa, Chordata, Actinopteri, Cypriniformes, Danionidae. Gene Ontology annotation, cellular component: mitochondrion; cytoplasm. The record is from RefSeq and is a predicted model, not a curated record. Gene Ontology annotation, molecular function: lipoic acid binding; acetyltransferase activity.
GAGAGUGACGUCAUUUCCGGUUGCAUCAAAUCGCUGGGGAAAAGAUGGCGGCGGUCAUUACUGUGCGGGCUCCAUUCGUGUUUAUGAGACGCCUGGUCUCUGCACGCCUGCACAGAAACUGCUGCUCGAAACUGCCAGCCACUUGUCUUGUACUCAGACCUCACUCAUAUUCCCUUAUUGCUGGACGGCAGCAUCGCUAUCUUCACACUAGCUAUGUCGCAGCACGACCAAUUUUACAAUUCAAGCUCUCCGACAUUGGGGAAGGAAUUAUGGAGGUGACGGUUAAAGAAUGGUAUGUGAAAGAAGGCGAUAAAGUCUCUCAGUUCGACAGUAUCUGUGAAGUGCAGAGUGACAAAGCCUCCGUCACCAUCACCAGCCGCUAUGAUGGAGUAAUCCGCAAACUCUACUAUGAUGUUGAUUCCAUUGCCCUCGUCGGUAAACCUCUUGUGGACAUCGAAACGGACGCCGGUCGGGCUGAAGGUCCUCAGGAGGACGUGGUGGAGACGCCUGCAGUGUCUCAGGAAGAGCACACGCACCAGGAGAUCAAAGGACACAAGACUCAGGCCACUCCUGCUGUCAGACGACUAGCCAUGGAAACAAUGUACAUCAAACUAAGUGAAGUUGUCGGCACUGGAAAAGAUGGACGCAUUCUCAAAGAGGAUAUCCUGAACUUCAUCGCCAAACAAACUGGGGCCAUUUUACCUCCAGCUCCCUUCCAGGAGAUUCGUCCUCCACCUCCUGCAGCCGCAGCACCUUUAACUCCAUCUGCGAAAGCGAUUCCACCGAGUGUACCUAUUCCUGUGAUCCCUAAACCUGUGUUUACGGGCAAAGACCACACUGAACCCAUUAAAGGCUUUCAGAAGGCGAUGGUUAAGACUAUGUCAGCAGCACUGAAGAUCCCUCACUUUGGCUAUAAAGAUGAAGUAGAUCUGAGCCAGUUGGUCCGGUUGCGCUCUGAACUCAAAGGUCUGACUGAAUCACGAGGAGUGAAGCUCAGUUACAUGCCCUUCUUCAUCAAGGCAGCAUCUCUCGCCCUCCUCCAUUUUCCCAUUCUCAACUCAUCUUUGAUGAAAACGCACAAUAUCACCUAUAAGGCUGCUCAUAAUAUCGGACUGGCGAUGGACACGAGCCAAGGUCUUCUGGUUCCCAAUGUAAAGAACAUACAGAUGCUUAGUGUAUUCGAGAUCGCAGUGGAGCUCAACCGCCUUCAGAUAUUGGGAGCAUCGGGACAGUUGGGGACCUCUGACCUCACGGGGGGAACAUUCACACUCUCAAACAUUGGAUCAAUUGGAGGAACCUAUGCAAAGCCGGUCAUAUUGCCACCUGAGGUUGCUAUUGGUGCUCUUGGGAAAAUUCAGGUCUUUACCUCGGUUUUUAACCACAAGGACGAGGUCGUGAAAGCACACAUCAUGAACGUCAGCUGGUCUGCAGACCACCCGAAUCAUCGACGGAGCACCAUGUGUCGCUUCUCCAACCUGUGGAGAUCAUACUGGAGAACCCUGCCUCCAUGGGUCCUGGAUCUCAAAUAGAAAGCAUAAAUCCUCCA